Molecule: messenger RNA, 2250 nt
Organism: Tetrahymena thermophila SB210
Lineage: Eukaryota; Ciliophora; Oligohymenophorea; Hymenostomatida; Tetrahymenidae
Exons: 7
Molecular function (GO): protein binding
Source: RefSeq, a predicted model, not a curated record
AUGAGCUUAUCAGAAAUAGAUGAUCUUUACUAUUAAAAGAAAAUAGAUAAGUAAAUAUCAAAUAUCUCUAUAUCUUUUACUAAUUAGUAUAUCAUUAAAAAAUAAAUUUAAAAUUAUAGCUACAAUAUGAGUUUUACAGAAGCGUUUGGGGUUGCAUAAAGCGAAAAAAAGAUUAAAAAAAUAAUAUCAGAAGACACUUUAAAUAUGAAGCUUGAUUAGCUGAUUGUAAAAUAGCAUUAAAGCCAAAAGAAUUACCUUGAUUCAGAUUCUCAAUCUAGUGGAUUCUUUUCUAGUGAGGAUGAAAUACAAAAAAAAAGUCAUUAUAAAAAUUGUUUAACUCAUAAAUAAGAAAAAUUAACUUUGAUGUGCAGUGAUUUGUACUGCUAGAAAAAAGGUCCUAUAUGCCACGUAUGUUUACUUGAAGACCAUUCAGAUCAUUUAGAAAAAACAGGAGAUUUAGAUUAUUAUUUGCGUUAAAUUGAUUCAUAUCUUAAAUAACAUAAAGUUGGAUAGUCUAAGUAAGAAGAUAUUAAUGAUAUAUUGAUUGAUUUUAAAUUCCUAAUAGAUUAACAGAAGAAAAAAAUCACUUUAUUACUUCAAUAAAUUGAUGAUCAAGCUAAAGCUUUCAUUUAACAGAUUAAAGAAAACAGUGAGAAAGAUACAGCUUAAAUUAUACAUGUCAUUAACAGGAUAUAAGAUGAUCAAAAUAAAAUGACUACUAGCACUUAUAUAAAAGAGAUUGGAGAUUUAACUUAAUAUUUUGAAUUCUAUUCUUAGACAAAAUAGAUCUAUAGAAAAGAAGUUAUGAGAGAGCUAUUUUUAAAUAAAAUACAAAAUAUGAUUAAUGAAAAGACAGAUAUUAUUUACUAAAAUAUUCAUGGCAUAUAUAAAUCACUAUAUAAGAUUCUUGAUACUUUAAAUGAAGUUUAGAUUUAAAAGCAUAAGAUUUAAGACUUUCCUAAGAUAAACUUGGAAUAGAUUGAAAAGUAACAAAGAAUAAAAAUUGCUCAUUUAAAUUGGAUUAGAAAUGUUAUAACUUUUGAAAUGACUGAUUAUGAAAUAGACAAGCUAGGUAUUAGAAAUGAAAUUAUUGAUAACGUUUGUAUAGUUUCUUGUAGUGAUGAUAUGACAAUUAAAUUUUGGGUUAACUAUGCUGGUGAAGGUCCUUAUAAUUUUAGAGUCUUGAAAGAAAUAAGCCAAGCACACGAUAAAGAAAUAUUCGUAAUGCGAGUGCAGCUUAUGAAUAAUAUCAGCAAAAAAAAACUUAUAUAAACUUGUUUAGAAUGCUCAAAUAUUUUACUGACAGGCUAAAAUGGAAAAAUAAAAAUAUGGAAUUGGGUUUUGGGAAAAUGUGUUAAUGAAAUAUAAACUCGUUCAUAGUUCUUAAAUGAUUUUAUUUUGCUUGAAAAUCCUUAAUCAAGAUUAGUUUGCAAUAGUGGUGGAAAAAACUUAAUUGUUCUCAUUGAUUGGGCAAUAUUUGAUGGUCUUACUAUUCGUACAAUACAUCCAAAAGAAAAUGGUAGGGAAAUAGUUUCACUUUGUCGUAUUGAGAGGAAAUCGUCAGCAAUAAAUAAGAAUAUAAAUAUAAUAAAAAAAAAGAUAGAUGCUUUCCAUUAAUAAAUUUUAGAAGAAAAUAAACAAGGAAGAAAAAAAUAAUAAAAUCAAAUUGAAGAAGAUAAUUUGGAUGAAAAUGAAGAUGCAAACGGAGAUUUAUUUGCUGUUUGUUUUGCUGGAGAAAACGGAGUUGUUAAAGUAUAUAAUUAAAAUGGAGACUGCUUGAAUACUCUAGAAAGGAAAGAUCCAGAUUGGUCAGUUUGCUUCGAGUCUAUGAAAGUUCUUAAAUAUUAUCCAAAAGCUACAUUUGGUGAAAAUCAGACAUACGCUCUAGUUACUGCUUCUGAUAGUUCUACUUUAUCUGUUUACACAAAUAGAGAGGUAUUCAAAAAAGAAAAAGCUCAUGAAGGGAUGAUAAGAGGGCUCUGUGUGUGGGAAGUAAGAGAUGGUCUGAAUCUGAGAAAUAUAAUCCUAACUGCUGGAGAUUAAGAUGUUUUGAUAAAAAUGUGGGAAGGAGUUGACGGAUAGCUUUUAAGAUCAAUAAAUGCAUCACAGUCAGGUCUGAGAUGGAGAUCAUUGACAUGUUAUUAACCUAAAAAACUAGACAAAUAAAAUGGAACAAAAUAAUCAGAUCAGUAUUACAUCAUAUUUGGUUCAAAGCAUGGAACAAUUUAUAUAUUUGGUGCAUCUAAGUGA